AUGUCGAUUCAGGUAUUUCCUCUGUUUUCACUGCAUCUACUCUACCUACAACAGAAACCUUAUGGGAUUUCGUUCUUCGGCUGUACGAUAAUUGAUCGACACUUCCUCGUUGCGGAGUCCGUCAGUAGGUCCUUGCUCGAACGCCUGGACAUGACGCAAAGCAGCCAGCCGCUCGGUACGUCUUUCGAUGCAUUCCAGUAUGACGAUUUUGAGAAGUGUGUACACAUUCUGAAGGUUGUUACCUGA
Molecule: messenger RNA, 246 nt
Organism: Haemonchus placei
Lineage: Eukaryota; Metazoa; Nematoda; Chromadorea; Rhabditida; Trichostrongylidae
Source: the annotation of a GenBank genome assembly